UUCGAGAUGAGCGAUUGCGAGCUGUACCGUCAAACCUCAGGUGGCCGCUGGAGAAAGAAAAACCAAGAGGAGAGGGAGAUGGCAGCGGCUGAUGCGACGGCGGUGGCCUACAAGGCCGAGUACGAGGGCAAGAAGGCCUUCAAGGCGGCGAUGCACCGUCGCGCCGCCCUCAAGAGCGGCCUGCUCAUCAUCGAGGCCAACGAGGGCGACGCCACGACGUUUUAUUGGGUGCGGCUGUGCGAGAGGGGGUCUGGUGGGUGCCGGGGCCGGCUGAUAGAGGAGCGGCUGCUGCAGGUGGACCCCUGCCCUCCUGCGCCGACGGCAGCGCGGCUGGCGGACAUCAACAAGAGCCUGAAGGUGCGCGAGGUGCAGUCGACCGUAGCCGCCCUCUGCCGCAAGUCCCCGGCCCCACCCAACUGAAGCGCAAGGCCGAGAACAACAACGGGGCGGGCGAGGCCAAGAAGCCCAGGGCGGCCGGCGCGUGAGGUGGCGGGAUGGACUUCAGAGGGGACGAGAGGGGGAGGCGGCGGGAAGAGGAAUCUUUAGCACUGUGCAGAACACGACGCCGCCUUCCCCAGGGACGGGACAAGUCGGAGGACACGACAGGCGGGCGGGGGAUACAUGUGUACAAUAGCCAGCCGUGUGGCUGCCUGUGUUCCGUUGCGUGUGUGAGGACGGACGGCAUAGACAAGCCGUGGGAGUGCGAGUGCGCUGGGCGCAUUGCAUUGCUGCCUACGUUUUAUAUCUGCA
Vitrella brassicaformis is the source of this 750-nucleotide messenger RNA. The record is from the annotation of a GenBank genome assembly. Lineage: Eukaryota; Vitrellaceae.